AUGUUUUUAGAUAAUUCUGGUCGUCAUCCUCUAACACAAGAACAAGUUGUUCGUUCCAACAUUGCAAAUGCUUGUGUCCCUAGGUUGGAUGAAGCAGAAUGUGAACGUUCUCUCUGUUAUAAUUUACAUUUUCGAACAAUGGACGGAACUUGUAAUAAUUUUCAGUUUCCCCUUCGAGGUGCAGCGUUCCGCCCUUAUAGCAGGCAAGUUUAG
Molecule: messenger RNA, 213 nt
Organism: Meloidogyne enterolobii
Lineage: Eukaryota; Metazoa; Nematoda; Chromadorea; Rhabditida; Meloidogynidae
Source: the annotation of a GenBank genome assembly